AUGGCUGUGAAGAUCGAGAGGCGCUAUGGAUGGCCCAUGUACAUCGAGUGGACCCGGAACGGAGGUAAUGGGAAGCUGUACAUUGUGCAGGCUCGUCCGGAGACAGUUGCCGCUCAGAAUCACCAACAACGAGGAGCGCGGGGUGGGAGCCUGUGGUGCAGAAGGCCGGUGUUAGCUGCGUGCGUAAGUCAUGAGUUGCGUGACUUGAUCUGCCGCUCUGUCUCUGAGGCGGCUGCCAUCACCAACUGCGGUGGCCGCACUUGCCACGCAGCCAUCAUGGCGCAUAAGCUUGGCAUCCCGGCCAUCGUCGGUUGUGGAGAUGCCACGGACAAGAUCAAGGAGGGCGACGUUGUCACGGUGUUUUGUGCCGAGGGCGACACCGGGUACAUCUACAAGUUCAAGAAGAACGCUUGA
Symbiodinium natans is the source of this 414-nucleotide messenger RNA. Lineage: Eukaryota; Dinophyceae; Suessiales; Symbiodiniaceae. The record is from the annotation of a GenBank genome assembly.